This is a messenger RNA of Portunus trituberculatus (swimming crab), 2485 nucleotides long. RefSeq names its product stress-70 protein, mitochondrial-like (gene Hsc70-5). The record is from RefSeq and is a predicted model, not a curated record. Gene Ontology annotation, biological process: protein refolding; cellular response to unfolded protein. The transcript has 13 exons. Gene Ontology annotation, cellular component: cytoplasm; mitochondrion. Gene Ontology annotation, molecular function: ATP-dependent protein folding chaperone; ATP binding; misfolded protein binding. The coding region runs from base 76 to 2121 and encodes 681 amino acids. Lineage: Eukaryota; Metazoa; Arthropoda; Malacostraca; Decapoda; Portunidae.
GCGGCGUCCCAGCACAGUCUUGAGCCCCACGUGGACAUCGCCAGACGCUGUCCCCGCGCACCACCUUCUGCCACCAUGAUGUCCAAAGCAAGGUGUCUGGCCACUAAUCUCGGUGCCCUUAGUGCUAGGAAGAAUGUGGCGCAGCUCCUACAACAGAGCUCAGUGCAAGGGGUGCUGGCCCAACACAAUGCCCUCAACAUGCAGACCAGAUACAAGUCCGAUGGGGUGAAGGGAGCAGUGAUCGGCAUUGACCUGGGAACAACAAACUCCUGCGUGGCCGUCAUGGAGGGCAAGACUGCAAAGGUGAUCACCAAUGCAGAGGGAGACCGCACCACUCCUUCUGUCAUUGCAUUCACUAAGGAUGGGGAGCGUCUGGUGGGCAUUCAGGCCAAGCGUCAGGCAGUCACCAAUGCAGGGAACACCUUCUAUGCCACAAAGCGACUCAUUGGCCGGAGAUACGAUGACGAGGAAAUCGUCAAGGACAGGGAGACAGUGCCUUUCAAGAUAGUGAAGGCCAGUAAUGGAGAUGCCUGGGUACAGACAGACGAUGGCAAGAUGUACUCCCCAUCUCAGGUUGGAGCCUUUGUCCUCACCAAGAUGAAGGAGACCGGUGAGGCAUAUCUCAACACCCCCGUGAAAAAUGCUGUCAUCACUGUGCCGGCUUACUUCAAUGACUCCCAGAGACAGGCCACCAAGGACGCUGGUCAGAUUUCUGGGCUGAAUGUGCUGCGAGUCAUCAAUGAGCCCACUGCUGCAGCACUGGCCUAUGGCAUGGACAAGACUGAAGACAAGAUUAUUGGAGUGUAUGAUCUUGGUGGUGGAACCUUUGAUAUUUCCAUUCUUGAGAUCCAGAAGGGAGUGUUUGAGGUGAAGUCUACCAAUGGUGAUACAUUCCUGGGAGGUGAGGACUUUGACAGGCAUCUUGUCACCUUCCUUGCUGGUGAAUUCAAGAAGGAGCAAGGUGUGGAUGUGACCAAGGACACUAUGGCCAUGCAGAGGCUGAAGGAAGCUGCUGAGAAGGCCAAGAUUGAACUGUCCUCCUCCAACCAGACUGACAUUAACCUCCCCUACCUGACCAUGGAUGCAUCUGGACCCAAGCACAUGAUGUAUAAGCUGACAAGAGCCAAGUUUGAAAGCAUUGUGGACAAGCUGAUCAAACGCACCGUUGACCCAUGCCUCAAGGCGAUCAAGGAUGCAGAGUGCAACAAGUCAGAGAUAGGCGAGGUGAUCCUGGUUGGUGGAAUGUCUCGUAUGCCCAAGGUCAUCUCAAUGGUGCAGGAAAUAUUUGGCCGUGCUCCAAGCAAGGCGGUGAACCCCGAUGAGGCAGUGGCUGUGGGCGCUGCCAUCCAGGGCGGUGUAUUGGCAGGCGAUGUGACAGAUGUGUUGCUGCUGGAUGUCACGCCGCUGUCACUUGGUAUUGAGACCCUGGGAGGUGUGAUGACUAAGCUCAUCAACAGAAACACGACCAUUCCCACCAGGAAGUCACAAGUGUUCUCCACAGCUGCUGAUGGCCAGACACAGGUAGAGAUUAAGGUUCACCAGGGAGAGAGAGAAAUGGCUGGUGAUAACAAGCUUCUGGGACAGUUCAGCUUGGUUGGCAUUCCUCCUGCUCCUCGUGGAGUCCCACAGAUUGAAGUCACCUUUGACAUUGAUGCCAACGGCAUUGUUCAUGUCUCUGCUCGGGACAAGGGCACUGGCAAGGAACAGCAGAUUGUGAUCCAGUCUUCUGGAGGUCUUAGCAAAGAUGAGAUUGAGAACAUGAUCAAGAAAGCAGAACAGUAUGCUGAGGAGGAUAAGAAGAAGAAGGAAGUGGUGGAGGCCAUCAACCAGGGAGAGAGUAUCAUUCAUGACACUGAAAGCAAAAUGGAGGAGUUCAAAGACCAGCUUCCUGCAGAAGAGAGUGACAAGUUAAAGGAAAGGCUUACAAAGGUGAAGGAUCUUCUGGCGAACAAGGACUCUGCCGAUCCAGAAGAAAUCAAGAAGGAAGUCGGUGAACUCCAGCAGGCAUCACUGAAGCUGUUUGAGAUGGCAUACAAGAAGAUGGCUUCAGAAAGAGAAAGCAGUGGAUCAUCAGGUACUGAAGACAAGGAUAAAGAGAAGAAGGAAGAAAGUCAGCAUUAAAUUGAUGGCUUUAUAACUAUAUGUAAAAAUGAGAUUGUUGAUACUACCUUUUUUAACCUUGGUGACUGGCUUAUGUGUUCAGUGCUCUAUUUCAAAAGGAAUUGGUGUAUAGAUGAGCCCAAGACACAAGCCUGCCACUGAUGUAGCUUCACAUCUGUCCCUGAAUAGAAGCAUUUCAUUAGGAUUUCUGGCAGCCAGUCAUAUGUAUAGCAGGUUAGAGAGAAGUGCUAUAGUCAAAUAUAUCGUGUAAAUCUGUACGUAUUCCAAUAUAAUUUUAAGUUAAUAUUAUGUUAUAAUUUUUGUACAAAAUCACAAAAUGUGUGUAUAUAUAUAUAUAUAUAAUACUAGUAAAUUGUUUUGUUAU